CUCCCCUGCUUUCCUCCCCUGCUUUCCUGCUUUCCUCCCCUGCUUUCCUCCCCUGCUGAAACUGCUUUCCUCCCCUGUGCAGUGUACAAGUGAAAGAAAUCAAAGGAUUAAGGUUUAAGGAUGUCAUCAGAAACUGCAGCUACACCUUCUGAAACUGAAGCAGCUAGAGCGAAUCUCCUAAAAAGAAAUUCAGAUGAUGUUGGAUGGGAAUAUGGUGUUCUUGUUGAUGCUAACAACAAAGACAAGGUGAAGUGUAAGUUCUGUGACAAGGAGAUGAGGGGAGGGAUUUAUAGGUUGAAGGAACAUCUUGCCCAUGUUGGAAAGAAUGUGAAGAAAUGCACGUCUGCAACACCGCAGGCUCUAGAGGCUAAAGAGAAGUGCAAGAAAGCAAUAGAGGCUGCAAAAAGGAAGAGGGAGGAGAAGACUGUUCGUGAGCUAGAACUUAGAGAGGAAGUGAAUGUAUCUAGGGUUGGAGAGGAGUCAGAAGAAGUCACUUGUGUUGGAAGCUCACAGCCUCACAAAUUAGGGCCAAUUGACAAAUGGACACGUGCUAUUGAUCCUACCAAGGCUGAUUCAUUCAAACAACAGCAGCUGAACAAGGAACUAUGGAAAGAAAGAGAGCAUGAGGUGCACAAGUUUAUUGCAAGAUGGGCCUAUAAUCAUGGAAUACCUUUCAAUGCAUGUGACAAUGAUGAGUUCAAGCAAAUGUGUGAAGCAAUUGGACAAUUUGGACCAGGACUUACACCUCCAACUCAAGAUGCCUUUCGAGGUAGUUUGCUGGAAGAAGAAUAUGAAAGAACCAAGUGUUUGCUGCAGGAACGUGAAGCCGAGAAGAUGAAAAAUGGUUGCUCUAUUAUGACCGAUGCUUGGUCAGAUAGGAAGAGGAGAAGCAUAAUGAAUAUAUGCACUAAUUGUGCUGAUGGAACCUCCUUCAUCAGCUCAAAAGAGAUGUCAGAUGUGUCACACACAAGCGAAGUCAUUUUUGAAUUAGUGGACAAAGCAAUUGAAGACAUUGGUGAAGAAAAUGUGGUGCAAGUAGUCACUGACAAUGCCUCUAACAACAUGGGAGCAAAGAAGCUAUUGCUUGAGAAGAGACCACAAAUAUUUUGGACCUCUUGUGCAGCUCACACAAUCAACUUGAUGCUCCAAGGAAUUGGCAAAUUGCCUCGGUUCAGGAAAGUGAUUGACCAAGCAAAGUCAUUUACCAUAUUUGUGUAUGGCCACACAAGAACAUUGGAGUGCUUGAGAUACUUCACAGAGGGGAAAGAGCUAGUGAGGCCAGGAGUGACUAGGUUUGCUUCAUACUUUCUCACUUUGAACAGUAUGCAAGAGAAGAAGGACCAGUUAAGGAAGAUGGUAGUUCAUAGCAGGUGGGACUCAUUAAAGGAUGUGAAAUCAAAGAAAGGAAAAGAGGCCACAGCUACUAUAUUGAGUCCAGCCUUUUGGAAGGAUGUGAAGCUAAUGUUGGCUGUUUCUAAUUUAUGUCAGCAUCAUGGUGGCGGUUAUAUGGAACUGAAACACCAGCUUUACAAAAGAUGGCUACAAGGAUAUUAUCUUUGACAUCAAGCUCUUCUGGUUGUGAAAGAAAUUGGAGUGGGUUUGAAGGGAUACACACUAAGAAGAGAAAUAGGCUGACUACAACCCGCCUCAACAAGUUGGUCUAUAUUCAGUUCAAUAACAGGCUGAUGAAUAACAGAGAAAAGAUUAAGUCAAAGAAAAUCACUGAUGUUCUCUUGUCUAGUGAUACAACUGAAGCUCAAGGUUUUCUCCAAGACGGUGGAGAUGAUUGUGCACAAGUUGUCUUUAGAGAUGAGGAGGAAGAUGAGAUGGAAGGUACAGGGAUACCUUGGUCUGUUAUUGGAGAGGCAGUGGGAGCAGAAGAACAGCUUGAGCCUCGUAGAAGUGCAAGAGUGAGAGAGCUCUAUGAAGGAGAAGAGUUUGAGUCUGAAGAAGAAGAGUAUGAAGAUGAAGAUUUGUGCUACAGUGAAGAUGAAAUAUGAUCUGGACCAUCUCCAUGUAGUAGUGAAGCCUUUUGUGAUGCCCUGGUCUUAUGAACUGCAGCUGUGUCACUUUGUGUCUGUGUGUCUUCUUUUGUGUGAGACCUGAACUAAGAACUAUGUGCUUGUGUUGUCCUUUAUUUAUAAAUUGUGUUCUGCACUUGUAUUA
Molecule: messenger RNA, 2166 nt
Organism: Zea mays
Lineage: Eukaryota; Viridiplantae; Streptophyta; Magnoliopsida; Poales; Poaceae
Exons: 3
Coding region: 121-1560 (479 amino acids)
Molecular function (GO): DNA binding
Source: RefSeq, a predicted model, not a curated record